Molecule: messenger RNA, 2508 nt
Organism: Aspergillus niger
Lineage: Eukaryota; Fungi; Ascomycota; Eurotiomycetes; Eurotiales; Aspergillaceae
Exons: 6
Coding region: 1-2508 (835 amino acids)
Biological process (GO): DNA-templated transcription; regulation of DNA-templated transcription
Molecular function (GO): zinc ion binding; DNA-binding transcription factor activity, RNA polymerase II-specific; DNA binding
Source: RefSeq, a predicted model, not a curated record
AUGUCUAUCCCACGCGAGACCAACACCUCCUGGAUUGUGGUACCACCUCUGGAAAGCCACGGCCAGGUGAAUGCAUCUCCCCUUGAGCGUAUAGAGUACGAGGCAGCCCAUUCAUUACUACAUUUCCGCGGAGACAGGGAAUUGCCCCAGCUUGUUCACGGCGGUCGGAAUGAGGAACCGCAGAGAUUGAUCCACUCCUUUGGCCACCGUGACACUUUGCUGUCUGGCCUUUCUCGACGGUCCAGAGUCCGUCGCGCGACACAGGCCUGUGAUCAAUGUCGAGUUCGGAAAGUAAGAUGCGAUGAGAAAGGGCCGAGGUGUACACAUUGCGAGGAGUACGAUCUGUCAUGCGUCUACAAAAUGCCGACUUAUAAAAAGGACAGAGAGCUCCAACAGCUCCUGGAUCGGAUACGAAAGUUGGGCGAGAGCUUCGAGGAGCGUUUAUCAUCUGUGGAAGAUGCGCAGGUCAAGCACAGCUUCCUGGUGAUGAAGCUGAACCCUGGUGCCAUUCUCAGAGAGCAGCCUCUCCAAUACUUGCGCAAGGGAAACCUCCCCGGUACUUUCGAGAACAGAACGUUAUCUCAAGGUGGGAAUGAUAGUAAUAUAAAUCCAGGCGCCGACACCCUCAGCAGUAACCAGGUUUUCGUAACUGGCAGAAAUAGCCAGUUAGCCUUUCCCGUCGAAUUUAUCACUACGGCUGAGAGGUUACUAAUAUGGCCUUCCAUCAGGGAAUUCCUACCUGAGGGGUAUGACGACGAUUAUGUGACAGAGUUGGAAGAAAGUCACGGCCUCAUCCGCGCCUACGGAAGUGGUGAAGGUGACGAGACCAGUGAAACUCCAAAGGCAUUAACCACAUCGACCGACCUCAGCACUGCCGUGGGAGAACAGUACAUGUACCACCCCUCCAUCCGCGAGCCAUGGGGUGGCAUCAACCAGCCGCAAUCGAAGCUCGCGGAUAAUGGACUAGAUGACGCUGGCUGGGUGACAGUCGGCCCGAGUGUGAUACGUCGCUACUUGAACAGUUAUAUGGAGCACUUGUAUAAGUUCCAUCCAUUCCUUUGCGACACAGAAAUACAAUGGAACGUUGAACGGUUCAUCACGACAUACUGUCCCAGCACCGAGGACCAGAAGCAGAAGAGUGGGAAGCGGAGGCGCUUGUGCGAUGCUCGUCAAGAUACAGGUUGCUAUGCGGGAUCUGCAGUCACCAUCAGGCCUGGGUCAGGGCUCAGGAGGGUCGAAAAGUCAAUUGACAAUGCCAUAGUCUUGCUGGUCCUUGCGUUGGGCAGUAUCUGCGAAGUCCGGGACCGACCGGUCCCAGGUCCCAUCGUGGAUCACAUCAUUGACCUUAGGGAAGAACGGAUCCCACAGACUCCGGGAACAUUGUCGCGCAGUGUCCUUCCUCCCGGAGAAAGAGACUUGAUAGUUGCCUCGCAAAUUGAUCGCUUCCGUUCUCAUUUUAUGGAUAACGGUCGAAAGAGUACCAUCAUCGGGAACCAUGAUGUCAUUCCUGGAUUGGCGUUUUACGCCUAUGCAGCCAGUAUUCUUGGAAUUUUCCAGGGCGUGAAUAGUCUGCAGCAUGUCCAGGCGGCAUUGCUCGCGGGCCUGUAUUCCGGCCAACUGGCUCAUCCUUUCCAGAGCUAUGGGUGGAUCUCCCAGGCUGCUCGAGCCUGUCAGGUAUUGGUUCGAUCACAACGGUAUCGGGAGAUGCGUGAUGGUGCUGUGAAGGACCUUUACAAUUUUGCGUAUUGGACCUGUUUCCAGCUGGAAAGUGAAAUUCUGGCCCAGCUUAAUCUCCCUAAUAGCGGUAUUUCGCUGUACAGAGAUGAUGUUCUUCUCCCAAGCGGUCGUUUCACUCUAAACCAGCGAGACAUUACCACUGUAACGAGGAUGAUGUCUUUAUACUCGGCGCAGAUCUUCCUCCAGAAGACUCUUUACCACGUCCAUACCGAGUUGUACAAAGUUGAAGAACAUGACCAGGGUUACUGGUCUUCCACUAAAGUGGAUAUCUUGAGCAGCAUACUUGAGCAGUGGCGAAGUAUACUCCCCGAUUUCCUGAGAUGGGAAGAUGGGGAUCCUCCAUCGGACGAUAUCAAAGUUGCCAAUAUGCGGUCUGAGUAUUAUAGUGCCCGCUACCUUAUUUACCGGCCUAUCCUGUAUUACGUUCUCCACCUCGCGCGACAACCAAAAGUCCCUGUUUCUGGUGCCGUAAAGUCCUGCUCGAAGUCGCAGCAGGUCGCUCUUUCGAUUACACAAAGCCAGAGUGCUACCAGCAUGGCGCGCCUGUCCAGCGAGGUUCGGCCUGCGCUAAAUCCGCCGCCCUCGGAUCAGGCCGGAGGUGAGGGUCCGUAUACGUACCGCGAGCUACCGUCGGAACUGCGUCAUGCAUGCAAAAUUUGCAUCGAUUCUGCGAUUUUAAGCACGGAGGCUUUUGAUGGCAUCAAUGGUCGACCAGUGGUCACUAAUAUCUUUGGAAUGGGUCAUGCGUAUGCUGAAACUCCGUUCAAAUAG